Paramecium primaurelia is the source of this 1267-nucleotide messenger RNA. The record is from the annotation of a GenBank genome assembly. Lineage: Eukaryota; Ciliophora; Oligohymenophorea; Peniculida; Parameciidae.
AUGAAUUCUCAAUAGUAUAAUUAACAUCUACUACAAUCAAUUCCAAAUCUACACAAAGUCCUAACUUCUAUUUUACAGAAAUGCACAAGAUACUUUUAUCGAUUUUGCAGUAUAUAAAUUAAAUAGAGUAAUAGAAAUUCAUUAUUAAAAAUAAAAAAGAAUAUGCAAGCCAAUUUUUAAGAGAAGGAAGCUCUAGCUGACAUCUUUGGUCAUUUAAAAGAUGUAGAUAUACAAAUCUUUGGGGCUAUAUUAGAUUAUAUUUCGAAAGGAGUAAGUUUAAGACAGCAUUGGAUAUCUAUAAGAAAUGGGGAAUUAGAGACAAUUAGUAUCACAAAUUUUAAAACAAGCAGGGAAUUUCACACAAAAUGAUACAGAAUAGAUAUUGUCUGUUGUUAGAAUUGAUAUCAAAUUAUUCACAGAAGUCUUAAGAAAAUUAAAAGAUCAUGACUUCAAUAACAAAGACUUUUCCUCUUAAGAAAAUGAAGAAUCUACAUUAUUUCUAAUUAAUAGCAUCAAAGAUAAUAGAAGGAUCAUUGAAUUUUUGUAAUUUUUAGUUCACCUUACAUCUAUAGAUAACACUUUAAUAUAAUGUGGAUCUAAUUCAUUACAUAUAUUAGUUUAGAUGAAGGUAGAUAUCAGAAACCAAUCAUUUGUGAAUAUCAGAAUAAAGAAUACUUCUUUGAUUGGUGGUAACUUUGUUAGAUGCAACUUGAAUGGAUCCGAGUUUGAUAAUGUAGAUAUCAGCGGAUUGAAUUUGAAUGGUGCUUAGAUGUUCAAAUGUAAAUGGAAGAACAUUAAAAUCCAUGAAUUGAAUAAGUUGGAUGGACAUAGAAGUUGUGCGAAUUCAGUAUGUAUUUCUCCUGAUGGAAAUACAUUGGCUUCUGGUAGUAGAGAUCAGUCUAUCCGUAUAUGGGAUAUCAAAACAGGAUAAUAAAAAGCCAAAUUAGAUGGCCAUACUAGUACUGUCUACUCAGUCUGUUUCUCUCCUGAUGGAAAUACAUUAGCUUCUGGUAGUAGUGAUAACUCUAUCCGUCUAUGGGAUGUAAAAACAGGAUAAUAAAAAGCCAAAUUAAAUGGUCAUAAUAAUAGUAUUAACUCAGUCUGUUUCUCUUCUGAUGGAAAUACAUUAGCUUCUGGUAGUUAUGAUAAGUCUAUCCGUCUAUGGGAUGUUGAAACUAAGAAAAAAAUAGCCAAAUUAGAUGGUCAUAGUAACUAUGUUAUUUCAGUCUGUUUCUCUCCUGAUGGAAAUACAUUAGCUUCUGGUAGU